Schistosoma mattheei is the source of this 1404-nucleotide messenger RNA. The record is from the annotation of a GenBank genome assembly. Lineage: Eukaryota; Metazoa; Platyhelminthes; Trematoda; Strigeidida; Schistosomatidae.
AUGAUCAAAGAAAAUUCUGCUGCUGUUUAUUUAGCUGCAUUAUCAUUAAAUGAUAUAAUUGUAUUAAUAUUUGCAUUAAAUAGAGAUUUAUCACGUGUAUGGCAAAUACGUGAAUAUUUAUUACCUGGUUCAUGUGAAAUACAAAAUAUUUUAUCACCAGCUGUACAAUAUGCAUCACCAUUAUUUGUACUUGCUUUUACUAUUGAACGUUGGUUAGCUAUAUGUAAACCAUUUUAUAUUGAUAGAAUAUGUAGUUCAAAAAGAGCAAUUUAUAUAUGUAUCAUUAUUAUCAUUAGUACAAUCAUAGUUUGUUCUGGUUAUGCAUAUAUAUUUAUAACAGAAACAAAUACAUGUAGUAAACGACAUAUUAAUCCAUUAAUUAUAAGUGUAUAUUUAUCAUGUUUAGAAGGUGUAUUUGCUGGUGUUGUACCAUUAUUAGUAUUAAUAUUUAAUUGUUUAGUCAUUAAAGAAUUAGCUAAAGUUCAUCAUGCUAAUAAACAAUUAGCUAUUAUGUCAAAUCAUUUAUCAUCAUCAUCAUAUUGUUCAACAUCUCAAUCAAAUAUAAUAAAUAAUAAAAAUUCACCAAAACCUUCAUAUACUACUACUACUACUCAUAAUAAUAAUAAUCACCAUGGAAAUAAAAUUAAAUUAUAUUUUAAAAAUAUUUUCACUAAGCAACUAUCAUCAAAUUCAAUAAAAUCAAAUAAAAAAAUUAAUAAAAAUUCAUUAAUAUCAAAUGAAAAUUCAUUAAAUUUUAUUCCACAAUAUAAUUCAAUCAAUUCAAUCAAUCAUAAUAAAUCAAUAAUCAAUGAAAAAUCAAUAAUUUCUAAUCGUAAUGAUAAUAAUGAAUUAAUUCAUAUAAAUUAUAAUGAUUCAUAUAAAAUUUCACAUAAUAAACGUACUAGUCCAAGUUUUAAAUCAACAACAUUAAUGCUUUUAACAGUUAGUUUUUAUACAAUUUUAACAACAUUACUUGGUGGUCUUGUUUAUUUAAUUCAUCAAACACAAGAAGAGCCUAAUAUGAAUGCAACAGAAAAAGAAGCUUUAGAAGAUCCUAUUUGGAAUCAAUAUUUCAAAAUGAUUACUAUUAAAGCAUUUGGUGAUGAGAUUGCAUUAUCACAUUAUGCAUUUAGUUUUAUUAUUUAUUAUGCAACUGGUUGUAAUUUUCGUCAACGUGUUUGUCGUUGUCAUAAAUUAAUGAAACUUGGUAUAAAUGAAGAAAGUGAUAAUAAUAAUAAUAUACCAUCAAUUACUCGUCGUUCACAUAAUCGUUUAUUAACUAAUCAUGAUAGACAAGAUGAUCUGGAUUUUACAAUUCAUACAUCAUCACAAUAUCGUCAAUCAAAAAAAUUGAUUGAUUAUCAAAAAUCAAUUGAAAUGGAUCAAUCUAUAGAAUCAAAGUAA